CGAGAUUCAUCUGACUAUAUAAUUCGUUGAGUUAAUGUGAAGCACGGAUAUAUUAACGUACAUUUAAGGCAGGUCGUCAGGUUUCGCCAUACUCGCCAGUUAGUUUUACUAACGUUUUAAAGUUCUGAAUUUUGACCUCUAAAGCUAUGGUUAAAAUCGGCGUAAUUGGAGCAGGAGUGAUCGGGUUGUCGUCUGCAUUGCGCGUGCUCGAGCGGUUUCCAAACGCUGAUGUCACUGUGAUCGCGGCCCAAUUCUCGCCUGACACAACAACCAACGUAUCAGGAGGUUUCUGGGAGCCUCACCUUCUGGGAGAGACACCCGAGAGCGAUAUCAGAGUAUGGAGCGGAAAGACGUUCGAGCACAUGCAGGGUUUGGCCGACAGUGAACAUGCGCGGGCCACCGGGGCAACCAUGGUUUCCGGUUACAGAAUGACUGAGGCUGAAGAACCGGUGCCAUUUUGGAAAGAUCUAGUUUUGAACUUCCGGGAGAUGACUGAAGACGAACUCAAACCUUACCACCCUAUGACGAAAGGCUCUUUUUUCACCACUGUGAUGCUAGACCCCGCACUCUACCUGCAGUGGCUGAAAACAAGGUUUCAGGAACGCGGUGGGCGUCUACUGCAGCGACGUCUGAGCAGUUUACACGAGUUGUUGUCUGACGCGUAUGACGUCAUUAUCAACUGUACCGGAACAGGUGCGCGGGAGUUGCUAGGUGACGACAAGGUGCAGGCGGUGCGAGGUCAGGUCAUGAGGGUAUAUGCACCUUGGCUGAAAAUGCAUAUCUCGUUCGAAUUCGCCGAUGGGACCGAGGGAUAUGUGCUGCCGGGAAUGAACUACGUGGUGCUAGGCGGUACGCGCCAGGUCGGGGACUGGGACACGCGGGUACGGGCAGUUGAUCGGGACCACAUCUGGGGCAUAUGUACCAAGUAUAUGCCUAGCUUGAAGUCGGCGGAAGUGCAGAGUGAUCACGUGGGGUUGAGGCCCAGCCGGACCUCGGUGCGUCUCGAGCUCGAGCGCGUGGCGAUGGGCGGGAAACACGUGCCUGUGAUCCACAACUACGGUCAUGGCGGUGGCGGGGUAACGCUUCACUGGGGCUGUGCAGACCACGUGGUCUCUCUCGUCAGUCAAGUGAUACCGGCAAACAGCCGGUCGCAGGCAAAGUUGUGACCAGGAUGUGACAUUGUUUAUGUAUUUACUGUCGUCGGAAAUAACCGCUAGCCUGACCUAUUGUAUUGGUAUUGCCAACAUUAAACUCAUUCAGUAUUACCAUUUGAGUUUUAUAUCAAUUUUGUUUCAUUUACUAAAUGUAAACUUUAACAUAUAAAAAAAAGAAUUUUGAUGGAGAUUUUGAGAAUUCCUUUUAUUAUAUAUCCUUACUACGAUGGAAAAUAACUCUCAAAUCUUAAAAUAAAGUUUAGAAAAAAGUA
This is a messenger RNA of Dreissena polymorpha, 1426 nucleotides long. Its product is annotated as D-aspartate oxidase-like. The record is from RefSeq and is a predicted model, not a curated record. The transcript has 10 exons. Lineage: Eukaryota; Metazoa; Mollusca; Bivalvia; Myida; Dreissenidae. Gene Ontology annotation, molecular function: D-amino-acid oxidase activity; FAD binding. The coding region runs from base 147 to 1166 and encodes 339 amino acids.